GAAGUUUGAGCCUUACGGAACCCCGUACACAAGUAUGAAUGGUGACCAUAAAGAUUCACGGAGGAGGUUUGAAUCUAACGAAGGAAAUCAUGGGGUCACGAAUAACACGGGUGUUUAGAAAUUUUAACUUGGAAAACCGAGUUCACAGAGAAAUUGGUAAAGUCAAACCCUUAGCUGCCCCACGACAUUCUUCCUUCAAAAACAAUGAAACAUCAGAGUUCAGCGACUCUAUCCACAAGAAAAACGACCCCUUACUCAACCUGCUGAAGUCUGUGUAUGUGGAGUCCAGGGAGCCACCAGUACAGGACUUACGGCCCAAUAGAAUGGACGCAGAGGUACGCAGGCCGCUGAAGUUCAGCCUGCCUGGAGACCCCUAUGGCUUCAUGACAGAUGUCAAAGAUGUCCCAAAAGGCAAGCUGUCCAUCGUGGAAGCCCUGAAUGUACUCAACCAGCACAAAAACUCUCCCAAAACCUGGACACCAGAGAAAUUAGCACAAGAGUACUCUUUAGACUUAAAGGAUACCAAGGGACUUCUAGAAUUUUUUGUUCCAUUUGAUGUUAAAAUUAUUCCACCCAAGUCAGAGGGCAUGACACGGAUAAAAGAAGGCUAGCGACAUUACCUUGUAAGAUUCCCGAUCUUCACACUAUCCUGCACCUUUUUCUGUAUUUAAAUUUGUUACUUUUGCUGUAUAUUGCCACCUUUGGUUCCUUUAUAGUAUUUGUGAGGAAAAAUAUUGAAAUUUGUGUCUGGGUGGAAAUUACAGUAUGACUGAAAUACUAUCUUUGAAGGUAUGCUGUCCUCUUGGAUAUGUGUUUGGGUGAUGUCUGACUUGAUUUGAAUAAAUUAUAAAUUACAUUUA
Messenger RNA from Brienomyrus brachyistius, 860 nucleotides. It is a transcript of the gene ndufaf4, whose product is annotated as NADH:ubiquinone oxidoreductase complex assembly factor 4. Bases 39 to 611 code for a protein of 190 amino acids. Gene Ontology annotation, biological process: mitochondrial respiratory chain complex I assembly. The record is from RefSeq and is a predicted model, not a curated record. Gene Ontology annotation, cellular component: mitochondrion. NCBI's taxonomy places the organism in Eukaryota, Metazoa, Chordata, Actinopteri, Osteoglossiformes, Mormyridae. The transcript has 3 exons.